AGACGGCCUGUCGUCCGAGCCGAGCGCCUGCGCCGAGCGGGACCAGAGCGGAGCCCAGGCACUAGCGGAGCCCGAGAUCCGCGAGCAGGGAGACGCUGACGCGCACGGCCCCCGCCGCCUCGGCAGGCCGGCAUGGAGGAGUGCCGGGUGCUCUCCAUCCAGAGCCACGUCGUCCGCGGCUAUGUGGGCAACCGGGCGGCCACGUUCCCGCUGCAGGUUUUGGGGUUUGAGAUUGAUGCUGUGAACUCUGUCCAGUUUUCAAACCACACAGGCUACGCGCACUGGAAGGGUCAAGUGCUGAACUCAGAUGAACUCCACGAGCUGUACGAAGGCCUGAAGCUGAACAACGUGAAUAAAUAUGACUACGUGCUCACAGGGUACACGAGGGACAAGUCCUUUCUGGCCAUGGUGGUGGACAUUGUGCGGGAGCUGAAGCAGCAGAACUCCCGGCUUGUGUACGUGUGUGACCCGGUGAUGGGGGACAAGUGGGACGGCGAAGGCUCCAUGUACGUCCCAGAGGACCUCCUUCCCGUGUACAAAGAGAAGGUCGUGCCAGUUGCAGACAUCAUAACUCCCAACCAGUUUGAGGCCGAGUUACUGAGUGGCAGAAAGAUCCACAGCCAGGAAGAAGCCUUAGAGGUGAUGGACGUGCUGCACUCAAUGGGCCCUGACACCGUGGUCAUCACCAGCUCCAACCUGCCGUCCCCGCGGGGCAGCGACUACCUGAUCGCGCUGGGGAGCCAGAGGACCCGGCACCCCGACGGCUCCGUGAUGACCGAGCGCAUCCGCAUGGACAUUCGUAAGGUGGACGCUGUCUUCGUGGGCACCGGGGACCUCUUUGCUGCCAUGCUCCUGGCAUGGACACACAAGCACCCCAAUAACCUCAAGGUGGCCUGUGAGAAGACCGUGUCAGCCAUGCACCAUGUUCUGCAGCGGACCAUCAAGUGCGCGAAAGCCCAGGCUGGGGAAGGGCAGAAGCCCAGCUCGGCCCAGCUGGAGCUGAGGAUGGUCCAGAGCAAAAGGGACAUCGAGAACCCGGAGAUCGUCGUCCAGGCCACGGUGCUGUGAGGGCCUCGUGUGCCCACCUCCUGACACACAGUGUGUCGGUGUGUCCGUCUUCAUCCCUGUGAAAAAUGUAACGUCUGCCUUAGAGCCGUGACCGACACUUGACAUUUUUUUUCUUUUGUGAGUGUCCAGCAUCAACUGGUCUUAAUUGUGAAAUUGUGCCAGUCGUGCUUUUUAAAACUAACCAAGUGAUCACAGAAAUGGGUGAUUUGGAAAACCAGCUCCCCUUCCCCACUGAGGCUCCUGGGCCUCUGGAAAACCAGCUCUGUGGUCACUCUCUCGGGGCGUUCCCCCCAGCUAGGGGGUGGCACUUGGUGGGGGGGCUUCUGCCCCCAGAGGGUCAUAUCGGCUCCCACCAUUGAAUUACCCACUGGGCCCCAGGGUGGCGGGGGCUUAUCUGUGUGUCUCUGGGAACGAGCUCAGUGUUAACCACUCGUAUCCGGACAAAUUUUGCCAAAUUACUUUAUUGCCGUUCUGAUCUCCUCUCCAUUCCUGCUUCAGGACUUUUGUUCUUUUGCUGCUCGGUAGGUUGCGGGGCGUUUCAGACAUUCCGCUUCUGUUCCCCAUCGGGACAGGUGACUGCCAGCUGGCCCAGACACACGGGCCUGCACAGUCACUUUGGCAGGGACCUUUCUGGGACCCCAAAAUUCAAGUCAGUCCACAAAUCUCACGUGUGUCAGUGGGACCACCCUGUCACCAAGUGUCUCUGGGGACCUGCGGAGCAAGGUGCAGAGAUGCCGGUGAAGGGAAGGUGGGUGCAGGGCUCAGGUGUCUGGGAAGAUGCCACACCGGGCUCCUUUUGGAAAAUGCCCUGUUUAUGGCACAACAGCUUAGAAACUGCGCGUUUGCCACCCGCUGCCAGUGACCCCAUUGUGCCACAGAGUUAGUGUGCAGACAGGUACAGAGGGCCCCGGUGGGCUCCUGCCCCCACAGUUGACACAUCUGACCCCUCUGCCCGGACAGUAGUCCAGUCAUCCGCUGCCAGCGUGACCCCCUUGGCUCCCCUUGCCCAGAAUUCUGGGGUACCCUAGGCGUGGCUACAGGCGGGAUGCCCACCCUAAAGACAGUCUGCCUGGACCACGGCAUCCCGCCCCCACUCUGGGGGUGCAGAGGUUUGCACCCCCUGGGAGCCUACAGCCUGGAGGGGAGAGGGCGGUACAGGACACGGGGACCCAGAUGGGACCCCUUGGAAAACAGACUCUGAGGGCAGCCCUUGUUCCCCCACCCACAUUCCGUGCCCAGAGGCAGGGGCCCGCAAUCUACUGAGCAUACAUUCUUCACUCUAGAAAACACCCAAAAAGAAGAGAUGCCCCUCUCCACUGAACUCCCCGCCCCGCUUCCCGCUGCCCCUUGUGAACGUCCUCACUUGGUGCCGCAGUGCUCCCGGCGGCCCGCGCGCAGGCCCAGGGCCUCUGUGGACCAGGCUCCUCCAAGCCCCGGGGCAGAGCCGACCUCUUGGUCCCUGUGGGGCCCACUGGACCCGGAGGAGGAAGGAGCGGCCUGCCGCCCAGCAGAGGCAGCCUCCCCACAGGGUGCACGUAGGGACCAACCAAAGUCACCCAGGGCCAUGUGCCUGUGUGGCGCCUUUAAGGGAACAUUCUGCCACUGCCAAGUAGAGCUGGGGAGCCGGCUGUGAGGAAAGGCUUCUCUUUUUUUGUUUUAUUUUUUGCUUUGAGAGGAUGUUUAUUAAAGCUGGGAAAAUGAAACAAGAAGGCUUAGGAUAGAAGCAGCAAAAGGAGAGCGCUUAGGCGGGGCUGCUUUGGCUCAGCUGAAAGAGCAAGGGGGGCCUUGGAAGCUUGUUCAGGGGGUCAGCCCAGGGCGAGCUGCCACUGCCCAUUGCUUCCCUGGUCACAAGUCUUGUGGGGUCCCUUAGAGCUUAGGAGAUGCAUGCCUGUGGGGGAAGAAGACAGGAGGCCAAAGGCUCCAGGGUGCUCCAGGAGGGAGAGCGUGUCCUUUUUUAUUUUAACAUCCAGAGCCAGUACAGGGCUGGGGAAAGAACCCAUAUGUAUCUGUCUUCCAUAAGAGUGAAAACCCACCUGGAAAACACGGCUUUGGGUGUUGGGCUUACCCCGUGUGUACAGCGAAUUUGAAGGGAAACAUACCCCAAACACUAUGCGAUUCUUGGUUCUUUGGUUUUCUUUCUGAGGCUUGUCCCCACAUGGGGUUUCAUUCUUUUCCUUGCCUGUAUUAUAUGCAGAGGGAUGAGACUUUUUCCACCCACAGAGCUUCUGUAGGACCAUGGACUUGGGCUCCACCAGAGACUUUUCUGUGUCCUUGGGCUAGAAAGCUUCAACACAGGGAGAUGGGGCUGAGUGGUCUGUACUACGAGAAGGCAGCUGGGGGCCCCGAGAGCCUCUGCAGAGUGUGGGGCUCCUGUAGGAACACGUCGAGCUUCCGUGGGAGGCUGAGCCCCACGUUCCCAUGCCCAUGCUGCUGAGUCUGCGCGCGCUCAGCUUGUCUCUACGCCCACGGGUCCUGUCUGCCUGUCUCCCACCCGGGCAGCGGAAGCCCCUGGGCUGUCUGUGUGUGGAAUUUCCCAUCUAGAAGUCAGCCCCGGCCCCUGGCAGUUUUUCAUACAGGCUGGGUCCACAUUAGAAUUGAUCUUUGUUUUUACUUUACAUAGCUUAGUGACAUGCAAAAUGAUAAUUUAUAUUAACACUGGAGAUUGUUAGAGUGCAGAUUUCAACACUUUUCAGUGUUUUAAACCUCCCGUAGACCUUCAAGAUGAAUUACAAAGUAGGAUCCCCUCCUUUUUUAAACCAGUCUUAUAUCAUUGCCAAGCCCUGUGAAGGGAAUUGUGUUAGUUGGCCUUAUCUUUGCAAUACACAUCAGUGAUGGUGAAAACAAUGCUUUGUGUGUGGUCCUGCUCUCACAGUUACUAGGACCAAUUUUUAAAAUGUUUAAUUUUCCAAUGGACUGAGCCUGGCUUGGCUCACCUGCUCCACGUAAGUGGAGGGUGUUGGAGCGCUGAGAACACAGGCUUGCGGCGUGAUGCCUGAGUCUUGAUGGAACGGUCACCUCCCCACCGCCACCAUCCGUGUGACAAACACGUGGGAGCUGCAGGCCCCUCUGCCGACUGGCUGCUGGACCGCCGGUGCACACACACCGUCUCCUGGUCUUUCCUGUCCUUGGAUGGGACCACCCGCCUGCCCGGGGCAUCGGUCCACCUCUGUGAAUCAGAGACACCAUGUGACCGGACUGUGUUCAGUGCCAGAAUAGCUAGGUAUCCGUGUCUUCCUUCUCUGUUCCCCACCUGCCCUUUGGGGCCUCCUUCACACGAGCCUCCCCGUGCGAGCCUCCCAGUACCUACCUGGGCUUAAAGGAAGGAGGGGGUUCGUGAUUGAACUGAGUGGAUUAUGUGCAGCUGGGGACGUUAUGAAUGUGGCGUGGUUUUCUGUGUCUGGGUGGGAGCCACAUCUCAGUUUUGUCCCCAAACUCAAUUUUGUCCCUCAAUGGUACUGCUGCUGAACCCACCUGUUUCUAUUCCACGUCACCUCCCGCAGUCUGUGGCAGUGUACAGGGCGGGGGGCCCUGCGUGUGUCCCCUCCCCGGGGACGCUCCACAGUUCC
Messenger RNA from Pteronotus mesoamericanus, 4634 nucleotides. It is a transcript of the gene PDXK, whose product is annotated as pyridoxal kinase. The record is from RefSeq and is a predicted model, not a curated record. The transcript has 11 exons. Gene Ontology annotation, cellular component: cytosol. Gene Ontology annotation, biological process: pyridoxal 5'-phosphate salvage. NCBI's taxonomy places the organism in Eukaryota, Metazoa, Chordata, Mammalia, Chiroptera, Mormoopidae. Gene Ontology annotation, molecular function: pyridoxal kinase activity. The coding region runs from base 133 to 1068 and encodes 311 amino acids.